AUGACCUUGUUGUCAAAAGUGUUCAACAAUAAUUCGGAUAGGCGGUCACUGCAGCUGCCUGCUUCAACCACGAGGAAGUUAACACCCACGUCGUCACGCAAGUCGUCAUCAGCGCUAUCUCCGAUGAAUUCCGCUGCAUCUUCGACAUCAUCUACCACCCCCACGAGAACAAAUAACGGUCGAAUAGUCAAGCCACUGGACUCUCCCAACUCACCACCUGCGUAUACUUUGUCUAUAGCACUUGAGUCACCUCCGAUAAUUUUAUACGGUAGUCCUUCGGAGUCUACUGGAUCAAUAAUAUCUGGUCUAUUGCGAUUGAUUACUACACGUGAAAUAGAAUUGGAACGUGUUACCCUAACAUUGAAACAAACCAUGAGAUACACAAAACCAUUCUUGAUACCUAACUCAUCUGCCAUCGCAAACUGUAAGAACUGCACAGACAGGAUAGAAGAAUUAGCUCGUUGGGAUGUUUUGACGUCACACUUUAACUUCACCACAGGUAAUCACGCAUACCCGUUUUCUCACUUAUUACCAGGGUCCCUUCCCCCAACUUCGAAAUUAGGGUCGGCCAACUCGCAUUCUUUCAUAAAGUACGACUUGAUUGCAGAGGUUAUUGCUACUGAUUCGCUUCAAAACAAGAAACUAGUUUUGCCAAUUAAUAUCUCAAGACUGGUUUUGAGGGGACCCGAUCGAAAUUCCUUACGAGUGUUUCCUCCCACAGAAGUUACAGCAAGUGCUGUUUUGCCAAAUGUUGUGUAUCCCAAGUCUACAUUCCCUAUUGAGCUAAAGUUGGAUAAUUUAGUGAAUGAAUCGCAACAAAGAAGGUGGAGAAUGAGAAAAUUGAUUUGGAGAAUUGAGGAAAACAUCAAAAUCAAGGCCCAUGUUUGUCAAAAGCAUGCUGAAAAGCUUGAGACUCUUGAGAAGCUGUACAAGAAGUCAAGCCAAAAGAUUGAAAAGCCUUCAGGAAUGCAUCACAGUACAGUACAAACGAAUGUCGCAUUCAUCCGAAGUCCAUCAACUCAAGUUUCGGGUGAGCCCGUAUUGCUAGAAAAUGGGUUGCCCGAUAGUGUUCCGCUCGAUGACGGGUCCCAUGAUAUUGAAGAGACAGUGCGUACGGCACCCUCAAAUGUACAUCAAAGCUUUCUUGAGGAUUUUGGUGGCGCUUCGACAAAUACGGGUCCUGUUGAGAAUACUGCUGGUAGUGCUCUUACACCUCAACAAUCAAAUCGCCCCUUCGACUCAGAAAAACAUUUGUACAUGGAAGAGACAAGAACAAUAAACUAUGGUGAGUUCAAGUCUGGUUGGAAAUCGGACUUUUCCGGUAGGGGGCGUAUCGAGAUGGUUGCGAAUGUGAGUGCCAAUAGACUUUCCACCGGGUCGAAUAAUCACAUCACUAAAGUGAGCACCGACGACAAGGUUCAAGCCAGUAACGAUUUCAAAAAUGGCGCUAAUAUAUCGUGUGAUAUUGAUGAUCCAACAUUGGGUGUUUUUGUCACGCAUACAUUGAUUGUUGAAGUUGUUGUUGCUGAAGAAAUGGUUCACCACGUUGACCGUAGGAAUUCGAACAAUCUUAAUCCAACACGCAGCAGAGACUCCAUUGGUCUUAGAAGAGGGUCUCAGUCCAGCACAGUCCCCAAUAGUGUGUCACCCAACUUGGCACCUUCGACGUCAAAUUCUGCUGCCAACACCAAUCAGUUGGCUGGUGUUCCAACUGGAGCUGCGCGUGUCUUGAGGAUGCAAUUUAAGCUCCCUUUCACUGAGAGGUCGGGACUAGGAAUUGCUUGGGAUGAUGAAGUUCCACCAACGUAUGAGGAUGUGAGAACCUUGAGUCCUCCUAAUUACCAAGAUCAAUCUAUUGUUGAUCCCCCAACUCCUGGAAGCUCAGCAAUUCCAGAUAGACCAACACCUAAUGUGUUGUACGGUAGAGGCGAAACACCAAUUGUUGGUAGUUUUGGUUUUCACGGACUGAAUCAGCAAAGUUUGGACGGGAUGAUUGAGAAUAUGCAAGAGCUCUCGAUUUAG
Molecule: messenger RNA, 2022 nt
Organism: Lodderomyces theae
Lineage: Eukaryota; Fungi; Ascomycota; Pichiomycetes; Serinales; Debaryomycetaceae
Exons: 1
Coding region: 1-2022 (673 amino acids)
Source: RefSeq, a predicted model, not a curated record